Messenger RNA from Zophobas morio, 2409 nucleotides. Its product is annotated as RE1-silencing transcription factor-like. The record is from RefSeq and is a predicted model, not a curated record. The transcript has 2 exons. The coding region runs from base 1234 to 2238 and encodes 334 amino acids. Gene Ontology annotation, molecular function: DNA-binding transcription factor activity, RNA polymerase II-specific; RNA polymerase II transcription regulatory region sequence-specific DNA binding. Gene Ontology annotation, biological process: regulation of transcription by RNA polymerase II. NCBI's taxonomy places the organism in Eukaryota, Metazoa, Arthropoda, Insecta, Coleoptera, Tenebrionidae.
UAUUUGCAUUGGUUCAGAACGUUUAAUUUGUUUUCAUUCAAAGUUAGACGCAUUUUUUUAGAGCUGAGAACUAAGAAUGAUGUUAAAAUAAAUUUUACUUUAAAAAAUUGAUGACGUCACCUCAGAAGUUUGACUGUACUUCUAAUUUAUCAUUCCAUUCAAAUUUUUUGGAUUUGCAUAGACAGGGUGACUCAAAAAAAUUAAUGAAUGCGUGAAUAUAUUUUAUUGAUUUAAUCAGGAACUACAAAACCGAAUGAUUUGAAAUCUUGGAGAUGUUUUAAAGUUAUCAUAGGUAUGGUAAAUUUGUGAUCAAAAUAUAUUUGCUCAUCCCCCCUAAAAAAUUGAACACGCCACCCCAAAAUUUUUCCGAAAAAAUGCGAUCGUAAAUGUGCAUUGUGCAAAGUAUGAUUAGUCUAUAAUUGGAUUUAUCACUGCAUAAAUAUUUUUUAGAUUUGCUUAUACGGGGUGUGUGAAAAAAAUUAAUGACUGAGUCAAUUUAUUUUAUUGAUGAAAUCAAGAAUUGCAAAUCUGGAUACUUUGAAAUCUUGACGUUUUGAAGUUAUUGUAAGCAUGGUAACUUUUUAAUGAAAAUGUAUCUGUUUAUCAACCCCCAAAAAUUGAUUACGGCAUCUCAAAAUUUUGCCGAAUAAAUUCUUUCGCAAAUGUGCAAAAUAUGAACAGACUUUUAAUCAUUGCAUUCAUAUUUUUUAGAUUUGCUUAAAAUGGUGACUCAAAAAAAUUAAUGAAUCAGUCAAUUUAUUAUUGAUCAAAUUAAGAACGAGCCACCCCAUUUUCUGGAAAAUGUGAGAAUACGCUCGUCUUUAUAACAAUAAAAUAAUGAUAUGGUAAGAAUUAUAAUAAUAACAUUCAGAAUAUUUUGUUCAAUGGAGGCUUAUGAAUAAUUUUAGUCAUCUGUUUUGGGGCGAUAAACUCAUUCAAAUGAAACAAAUGUCUACGUGACAUUCUUCGGAUGUAUUGUAUUCCCGUUGAUAAUGUGCUGUAAAUAAAUUUUUUGCACUCAUAAGCUUUUUUUAUGACCAAGUGGAAGGACCAGUAACCCGAGCGGUAAAAAUCAAUUGCCAUAAUAAAGAUCUGUUCAACUUUACCGCGUUAGCUGUAACUAAGUAGUUGCGAGCACGAUUUAUAGAGGGCACAGAAACUCGUUCUUGUUUAUUUAGGUUAUGUUCAACAUUCUCACCAGUGUUUUUUCGCUGAAUUACUAGAUCCAACGAAAUGGCCGCUCUGGAAUAUUCCGAAAAUUAUGCCCGCAUGGGUUCGUUCUCCAACAAGGUUCACAAUUGCAAAAUUUGCCCAUUUUUCUCCACAUCAGUGUUCCGAAUGGUAAACCACGUGAGAACCCACCGUUCGCCGUUAACUCAUUUCAGCUGCGAAAAAUCCAACGUUGAAUUAUACUUGUGCAAGGACUGUAACUUCCAGACCAACCUAACCUUACUUAUGAAAAAACACAUCAAAAACUACCACAGCUCCCAUCCACAAAACGCAAGCAACUCGCUAGAGGAAGAGGAAGACGAAAAUCGGAGUUAUAUUUGCAAAAAAUGUGGUUUUGAAACAUAUUUCUUGUUGAAAUGGCUACAACAUGGUCAAAAAUGCGACAAUGAUGUAUUUACAGAAAUCAAGGAUUUAUGUGUUAGUGAAAAACACAAAACCAAACCAAACGCAGAAUAUAAGUGUGACCAAUGUUCCUACAAAGCAACACAAAAACAGAAUCUGAGACGUCACACUAUGAACUUGCACCAACGCGACCAGAUUGAGAAGUUUCAGUGUUACCAAUGUUUGUACAAAACAACAAGAAAAGAUAAUCUGAGGGCUCACAUCAGGAACUUGCACCAACGCGAUCAGAUUAAGCAGUUGCAGGGUGACCAACGUUCAUACAAAGCAACAAGAAAAGAUUAUCUGAAACGUCACAUAAUGAACAUGCAUGAACCCCACCCGAACGAGUGGUUUCACUGUGAACAGUGUCCAUACAAAACAAAAAGAAAAGAGCAACUGACUCGUCACACCCGUCACAUCAUGAAGGACCAGAUUAAGCAAUUUCAAUGUGACCAAUGCUCAUACAAAGCAACCAGAAAAGAUCAUCUGAAACGUCACACUAUAAGCUUGCACCAACGCGACCAGAUUGAGAAGUUUCAGUGCUACCAAUGUUCGUACAAAUCAAUAAGAAAAGAUAAUCUGAGGGCUCACAUUAGGAAUUUGCACCAACGCGAUCAGAUUAAGUAGUUGAAGGGUGACCAACGUUCGUACAACGCAAAAAGAAAAUCCCUAACAUCAUCCAAUGGUGCUCGCAUCUGAUGAACGACCAACUAAUUCUAAUGACACUAGUGACCUUGACGCUGUAACAAUUUUAUUUUCUUUAAUUGUUAAAUACUUGAAAUAAAAAAUAAACACGAA